CCGACACUUGGGCCGUUUUUUAAUAAAAUUAUGAUGUGAAUUCUUAGCCCAAAAAUGGCAGAGGAGAGGUCCAUGUUAUACCUAGAAGAGGUGAGGAAUGAUGAUGCUGACACUGGAGACUGGGAUCCGUCUAUGUUCAAUACAUUGCCAAGUCAAGCUAGGCGGCCUCGUGCUGUCCCACUAGGUCUGUGUCUACUGUCUGUCAUUGUUGCCCUGGUGGUUGGAGUCAUCAUUGGUUACUUUGCUCAUCCCCUCGUCAACACCAGUACCAAGCCUGUUAACAUUGAGCUGGCAGUGCAACAUUCUACCGUUCUGGAUUCAAAAACUACAAGCACUCAGGAGCAAAGUACACUUUGCAGUAGUGUGUCCACUGUAAGAAGUCCAUCAACAUCAACCCUUCCUGACUCGUUCCUGAGAGCAACCUCUGAUGGAGAUCCCAGCAUAUCGGAGAAGAUUAUAACUCAGAUUGACCCAGAAAACAUUCGUACUUACCUCAGAUAUUUCACAUCAACAUCUCACUUGGCUGGUGAUGAACAAGAUCGCAUUCAGGCUGAGUAUGUAAAGAAGCUGUGGCAGGAUCAGGGACUGGAUAGUGUUGACCUGCAAUCGUAUGAUGUUCUCUUGUCCUACCCUGAUGUCAAUAGCCCCAACACAGUGUCGCUGCUGGAUGAUAAAGGAACGGCAGUCUAUACGACGGAUGUGCAGGAAAAACCUCUAACUGACGACCAGGCAGAUGCAGACAACAUCAUUCCUCCUUUCCAUGCCUACUCUGCAUCAGGAACGCCAACAGGUGUGCUCGUAUAUGUAAACUAUGGGCGAGUAGAAGACUUCAACUACCUAACACGCAACAAGAGCAUGAACCUCACAAAUGCUAUCAUGCUGUGUAGAUAUGGCAAGGUGUUCCGUGGGGAAAAGAUUGUCAAUGCUCAAGCGCAUGGGGCAGCUGGAGUGAUCAUCUUCUCAGAUCCCAGUGACUAUGCUAUGGAUGGGACAGAACCUGAGAAUGUUUACCCCAACACGUGGUGGCUGCCACCCACAGGCGUACAGCGGGGAACACUAAAAUUAUCAUCGCCCCCUGGUGACCCACUUACGCCAAGUUACCCUGCCACUGAACAUGCAUACAGAGUUAAUCCUAAAGAUACAGACUUGCCAAAGAUACCAAGCCAUCCUAUCAGCUAUGGUGGAGCCUAUCACUUUCUCAAGGAGCUGAGUGGAGAAUCUGCUCCAGAGGACUGGCAGGGUGGACUUAACCUUACCUACAACCUGGGUGGAGAAUUCAUCAAGCCUGGCUGGGCAGUAAGGAUGAAUGUUUCAACGACCAAUCAGAGAAGGAAAACCUACAAUGUGAUCGGCACAAUUGAAGGGGAGGUUGAGCCAGACCGAUAUGUGUUAGUUGGAAAUCAUAGAGAUGCAUGGGUGUUUGGUGCAGUGGAUCCAUCAAGUGGAACAGCGGCAAUGUUAGAACUGACAAGGGUUUUUGGAAAACUUAAGAAAGAAGGUUGGAAGCCCAGAAGAAGCCUGGUAUUCUGCAGCUGGGCAGCAGAGGAGCACGGUUUGAUUGGGUCCACAGAGUGGGUUGAAGACAAACUCAAGUCACUGGUCAACAGGGCACUAGUGUACCUGAACGUAGAUAUAGCAGUACAAGGUAAUUUCUCGAUACGAGCACUGGGAACGCCGACCAUGUAUCAGUCUCUUUUCGAUGCGGCAAAAAAGGUGCCAAAUCCCAACUCAACAUCUGUUGCUGAGGCGUCCACACUCUACGACCAAUGGGUGCGCUGCUUCCCUGAUAACGUAACAGCAGACCCCGAUGAUACACAGCCAGAAGUCGCAGCUCUAGGAACAGGCAGUGACUAUCGCAGCUUUAUCUAUAAUGGGGGUGUUCCAUCUUGUGAUAUCCGCUACACGUGGGAUAAGUUCUCCACUCCUCUGUCAUCGUACCCAUUGUACCACUCUGCUUAUGAGACAUUCUUCUUGAUGGACAAGCUCAUGGACCCUACAUUUGAGUAUCAUGCAGCAGUGACCAAGAUGUGGGGAGAGAUGGCACGUAACCAUGCUGACUCUAUCCUCGUGCCCAUAGACCUCUCCUACUAUGGCACCAGCUUGGUGGACAGUGUUGCCAAACUACAGAAAGAUUACAAGCAGCUAUUCAUUGACAGUGGAGUCACCUUUGCUGCUUCACUAGAUGUGCUGGAGACAGAGGUAAAGAGCUUUCAAAAGAGAAUUAAACAGUUCAUGCAGGAAGCCAAUGAAGUUGACCACACGAACACACUCGCAGUGCGAGCAGUGAAUGAUCAACUGAUGCUGCUUGAACGAGCAUUUCUCGACUCCUAUGGACUUCCGGGACGCCCUCUUGACAAACAUAUCAUCUACGGUGCAAGCAGUCAGGACAACUACUCAGGAAUGGCCUUUCCAGGAUUGUUUGACCUCUUGUUUGAAAUUGACAGAGAACCGAACCCUGCAGAAAGAUGGGACAAGGUGGAUAAACACUUAUCUGUUCUAGUUUAUACUAUACAUGCUGCAACAGCUACACUGAGCAGUGCCAUCUAAUGACUGUAUCAGAAAACACUUGUGGCACGAGUUGUGCAACUACGAACUGAGGUCUGAGGUCGGCACUGUGAUAUGAAAGCACUGCGGUGCUGUAUAAGAGGAUCUGGUAACAGUAUUCGUCACUUUCUCACUUAGAUUAGCAGAACUGGUGCUAAUACAUAAGCUGACCACCACUGCUGCAAUAAGAGCUUCGAAUGAGGAUGCGUUGUUGUGGUUGAUCGUGUUCAUAUUAGGAAUGCUUCAUCAAUGAUGUCACGUUACUGAUGAAUUGCACUUGAUAUGUGCGUGAAAACUAGUUCCUGUCAUUUUCCCUUUUCGUGACGAGAACACUUGGGUUGGCAUUAGAUAUGUUUCAAUGUUUCUCUGUGUCAUUGGAUGGGGUUGUAUGUUUUAUUAAUGUUAUGGUGCUUUCAGAUACAUUUAAAUGUUUAGUUAUAUCUAUAAAUCGAGAAUAUAUUAAUGCAUAACUUUAUUCAUCAAUUAUUAGGUACUACCAAUAUUUAAACAAUCCUUUUAACAUUAAAGAACUAAAGUGAGUUGUUUAAUGUGAUGGUUCGCAUACUCGUAGUGUAUUACCUUAUGAGGAUAUCUAUAUAUAUAUAUACGUAUAUAUAUGUAGCUUAGUUUUAUUGAUGAUUACUUUCAAAUACCUAACAACGUCUUAUUAAGCCAUCACACAUAUAUUUUGUAUAGGUCUAAGUUCUUGUUCGUGUUAUGAAUAGUUAAUCAUAGAUUGAAUACGAUGGUUAUCAUUUAGCAGUGAGAUGUCAUCGCGAUAAAACACUAGUACUGAUAAUAUCAAGAGCCUGUGAACAAUAGUUCAUGUCCCUUGAUCCCUUGAUGAUAUCACAGUUUAAAUUAUGAUUAUGGUAUACAUUUUAACAAUUUGUAUCCGUAGGUUUGUUCAUGUCUGUAUAAAUAUAGUUUGCUAAAAUAUUACUAUUAAUAUUAUUAUUACUAGAUAUUUUACUAUUGGAUAUUUCAGAAUGUUUAUCCAACCUCAGCGAUUAACCAUCUUGGAGCUUUUCUAUGUGCGUUAUACUAAUUCAAAUGAUACCGGGUUUGGCGUGAUAUCGGUAGUCAUCAGAAGUCGGUAAAUGUUACUGAUAUGUCUUGCUAAAUAUACUUCAUCUGUGCUACGAUUCCCUGCUGCUGCAAUUGCUUCGACGAUUUCUAAAGCCCUUUGAUUUGUAUGAAAUAUGAUCAUGAACCAUAAUCACUACCGAUUUUAUUAGUUAAACAAGUUUAUUGACAUACGUGAAUUAAAAUAUUGGAUUCGUUGCAAUUACCCCACGUUAUUUGGCAUUCUAGUAUCUAGGCGUAUCUGGACUCGCAUAGUGCGCCUCGCUGCGCUGCUCACAUAUGCCGCGUUCACACGGAGCGUUCGACCCGUGUCGUUUCGCUCCGUGUGAACGCGGCUGUAAACAGAUGCGGAUGUUAUGUAUUGAACCGUAGAGACAUUUACUGACUUGAUGCAUCUCUUUAUUAUAAUAUUAACUAUCUUGUGUAUACGUGCUGACCAACCAUACUAAUCUGUGGUAAAAACGGGCAACCAAUUGUAACUGUUUAGUCGAAUAAUAAUAAUAAUAAAAAAAUAAAUAUUCAUAAUUACAA
Molecule: messenger RNA, 4161 nt
Organism: Priapulus caudatus
Lineage: Eukaryota; Metazoa; Priapulida; Priapulimorpha; Priapulimorphida; Priapulidae
Product: N-acetylated-alpha-linked acidic dipeptidase 2-like
Exons: 21
Coding region: 55-2547 (830 amino acids)
Molecular function (GO): carboxypeptidase activity
Source: RefSeq, a predicted model, not a curated record